Tetrahymena thermophila SB210 is the source of this 996-nucleotide messenger RNA. RefSeq names its product DeliriumA protein, putative. Lineage: Eukaryota; Ciliophora; Oligohymenophorea; Hymenostomatida; Tetrahymenidae. The transcript is spliced from 8 exons. Gene Ontology annotation, molecular function: GTPase activator activity; small GTPase binding. The record is from RefSeq and is a predicted model, not a curated record. Gene Ontology annotation, biological process: nucleocytoplasmic transport; activation of GTPase activity. Gene Ontology annotation, cellular component: perinuclear region of cytoplasm; nucleus; cytosol.
AUGAUUGAUGAGUAUAUGACUAUUAAUCUUUUUCAAAGCUUUAAUUUAUCAAUCUUAAUAAUUUUGGAAAACUUUUUGUUAUUAUGUUAGAUAGACUAAAUAAAAUAUUUAAGACAUUUUUUAAUUUAAUUGAAAAAUUCUAAAAUUUUAAUCUGUUAAAUUUAAUUAAUCAAUUUUCAAUCAUUUUUGAGUCGAAUUUUAAUAAUUAUUUAUUUAUUUUUUAUUUAUUUAUUUAUUUUAUUUUAUUUUAAUGCUUUUAAUAUCAAAUAUGAGCUUGGAGUUGAAGGUGCAAAGAGUAUGGGGAUUAAUCUGGAAAAAUGCCAAAAUAUAAGUUCUUUAAUCCUAAAUUUUGAAUAUAGCAAAAUUGAUGCAGAGACUGUUAAAGCUAUUGGAUAAAGUUUGGAAAAGUGUCAAAGCAUUACUCAUUUAGAUUUAAAUUUGAAAGUAAAUAAUUUAGGUGAAGAUGGUGCUUAAAAUAUAGGAAUUAGCUUAGAAAAAUGUUAUAAUAUUACUUUCUUAAAUCUUAAUCUAGAAAAAACUAAAAUAGGACCUGAAGGAGCAAAGUAUAUAGGAGAAAGCUUAAAAAAGUUACUAAAAUUGUCUUCAUUAAUAUUAAACUUGGAUUCUAAUAAUUUAGGUUUAGAAGGAGUUUAAAAUAUUGGAUUAAGCUUAGAAAAGUGUUAAAACCUUACUUCUUUGAGCUUAAAGAUAAAUGAUAAUAAAUAUGCUAAUGAAGGUUUAGAAUAAAUAGGAAAGAAUUUAUAAAACUGUCUAAAAUUAGCUUCUUUAAAUUUUUACAUAGGUUCAAUUUACUAUAAUCCAUAAAUAAUUCUCAUCCUAGCAAAAAAUUUGAGAAAGUGUGAAAGAAUAAUCUAAUUAAGACUCAAUUUAUAUUAAAUUGGUUUUCAUUAAUUGGAUGUAGGAAUAAGGAGAGAGUUUAUUAAUAAUUUAAAGAAGAUGAAAAGAUUGAUUUUAAUAUCUAAAUAUCUAGUAUGA